Molecule: messenger RNA, 3495 nt
Organism: Phascolarctos cinereus (koala)
Lineage: Eukaryota; Metazoa; Chordata; Mammalia; Diprotodontia; Phascolarctidae
Gene: CLMN
Product: calmin
Biological process (GO): nuclear migration; negative regulation of cell population proliferation
Cellular component (GO): nuclear outer membrane; meiotic nuclear membrane microtubule tethering complex; cytoplasm
Molecular function (GO): actin filament binding
Source: RefSeq, a predicted model, not a curated record
CUCCCCCCUCCCCCAGCGCUGGCCUACAGCCUCCACGGGAAUGAAUGUGUGUGUAUGAAUGAAGACUUGCGAGCGUGAGCGUGGGCGAGAGAGACGCUGGGGUAGCUGACUGCCCUCCUCCUGGACUCCAGGCGGUAGACCUGGUAGCCAGGCGAGGCCGCUUCUCUUAACAGGCCUCCUUCCAGCUCCCAGUAUCCCACUUCUCCAGCUGUAGUGGAAGACCUGUCUGUGGUGCUCUCCAGCUGUGGUGCUCUCCAGCUGUGCUCCAGCGGGGGCUGCUGCAGAGCUCCUUUUUGGCCCCUCCUCCUAAUCCUCCUCCCCUUAGUCUCUCUCUCCCCCCCAGCUGUUCUCUGCCACUACUGCUGUUGCUACAGCUGAUUUGCUCCUCCGCUCCUGGCUUCGGCUUUCCUCUCCCCCCUCAUUCCCCCACCCCACCCCCCUUCAUGGCCGGGCACGAGUGGGACUGGUUUCAACGGGAAGAGCUCAUCGGGCAGAUUAGCGACAUCCGAGUUCAAAACCUUCAAGUUGAAAGGGAAAAUGUUCAGAAGAGAACCUUCACACGGUGGAUCAAUCUUCACUUGGAAAAGUGUAAACCUCCUCUGGAAGUGAAAGAUUUAUUCAUUGAUAUACAAGAUGGAAAGAUCCUGAUGGCAUUGUUAGAAGUUCUGUCAGGGCAAAGUCUGCUGCAUGAAUAUAAAUCCUCAUCCCAUCGUAUUUUUCGGUUGAACAACAUAGCAAAAGCACUUAAGUUUUUGGAGGAUAGCAAUGUAAAACUGGUUAGCAUUGAUGCAGCUGAAAUAGCAGAUGGAAACUCUUCUUUGAUUCUUGGAUUGAUAUGGAAUAUAAUCCUCUUUUUUCAGAUUAAGGAGCUCACAGGCAAUCUCAAUAGGAACUCUUCAUCUUCCAGUUUGUCCUCUGGCACCCCAGGCCCUGACUCAGAUUCAUCUCUGCCAACGACUCCCAAAGGAGAAAACAGUGUGGCUCUGUCAGUGAAGGAUCAGAGGAAGGCCAUCAGGACCCUUUUAAACUGGGUCCAAAGAAGAACAAGAAAAUAUGGGGUGGCAGUACAGGACUUUGCAGGCAGCUGGAGAAGUGGUCUUGCUUUUCUUGCCAUAAUAAAGGCCAUUGAUCCCAGCUUGGUUGACAUAAAACAAGCCUUGGAGGAUUCUGCCCGGGAGAACCUGGAAAAGGCCUUCAGCGUAGCACAUGAUAAACUUCACAUACCUAGACUCCUGGAGCCAGAAGAUAUAAUGGUUGACUCACCAGAUGAACAGUCGAUUGUGACAUAUGUGGCACAGUUCCUAGAGCAUUUUCCAGACUUAGAAGGAGAAGAUUUCACGGAUCCUGAUAAGGAGAUUCCUAUUGAAUCUACCUUUGUCCGUAUCAAAGAAACCCCUACUGAACAAGAGAGCAAGAUUUUCCUUCUCCCUGAAAAGGGGGAACAUACAUAUACAGUUAACUGUGAAACAAGUCAACCACCUCCUCCAAUAGUCUUUGUCUGUGAUACCUCAGAAGUGGGAAAGGAAUUGGUCACAAAUGAAUGUCCCAGGGAAUCUUUUGGUCAUAGGGAUCCCGAAAGCCCAAAGAACCACCCAUCCCACGUGGCUGAGCAGGCAUUUCCAGGAGGCUUAAAUAAGCCAAGUGACAUUAAUGAAUCAUUAUCAGAGCCAUCUAUUUUAUUACCUAAAAAGGCUGGCCAUAGGCCUGACUCUCUGCCAAUUAAGAAAACUGUCCAUUUUGAAUCAGACAUGUCUAGAGAUGCUUCAUGCAGUAAGGACAUUCCCUUCAAAGCAAACUUGGGGAAGGUGAAUGAGCCAGUCAAACAGGAUGAUUCUGUCUCAUCAUCUGGUGUAAGUAACAAAAUAAAGCCCAGAGAGGUACAUGUGAAAACAGCGGGCUCAGCUCUCAACAAAAUCCUGGAUGAUUAUCCUUUGACACAUAAAAAAAAUAGUGGUUUUUCAACUUCUGAGUACUUACCAGGGACUGCUGAAAGGAAGGAUGUUGAAGCCAACAAAGGACAUGAUAGCUCUCCUUCAUUAGAAGCCAGAGGUCAUAAAUUUAUCCAAGAGACUCUAGAUGAAGUUGCAAAGUUUGAAGAGAUGACAUUGAAGGCUCUUAAACAAAGCACUGAAAUGAAAGGCUUGACUGGUCUCAGCCAAACCCUCCAUGAUGAAAAUUCUUCCCCUGAUGAGAAGAAUGCCGCCUGUGGUAGAGUUUCAGAGGCAAAUGUGGAGCAGUUGGCUAAAAAAGCAUCUAAAUGUCGUCGUAAAAUGAAGGAUUCAACUGUGGACAAAUCUGACACUGACUUGCAUAGCUCUGACAUGCCCAUGAUUGACCCCAGUGAUUAUUCGUACCCAGCUUCCCCUGGCAAGGAUAUCUAUAGUUACAUUUGGCACCUACGAGAGAAGAAUUUAAUGCCCGAGAUGGAUCUCUGUGAAGAGGUGAAACAGAAGUCUGUUCACUAUGACUAUGAAGAAAACACUUUACCUGAAGAUCAGCUGGAAACUCAGGAUGAUGUGGAUGAUGAGAUCUCUACCCCCCUCAGUAGCAGUGUCAGUCUCGAGACUCUCGGUAGUCAAAGUGAAGACAGCCUUGACUUUAAGGUGUCUCCACCUUCUUCAAAAGUCUCAGUGAUCCCACAUGACCUCUUCUAUUACCCCCAUUAUGAUGUUCCCUUGUCUGCUGUUCUAGAAGCCUAUGUGGAAGAUUCUCACGGCUCUCAGAAUGAAGAAAAAGUUCCAGAGAAAUCCACCAAGGAUGCUCAGGAACUUGACGCCAAGGGGGAAGACCAUCAAAAAUACUGUAAGAGCAACCCUAGCUAUUCAGCGACUGAGGUGAAUGCUGAGGUCCGACAGAUGGCUCAUGCUGGAUGCCCAGCUGAAACACAGCCAUCUUCAGAAACUGUUGAGGCAAAAGUCCAUGUGGAACAUAAAGGAAAGGACCCCCCAAAUGGUGGCUCUGUGGACAGCUCUCAGUCCCAGGAUUUUCAAAAUGUGGGCAAGUUAGAUGUCUCUUUGCCCGAAGAAGCCAGAAGUAUUAAGAAGAAAGAAGAGUGGAGUCAUGGGGACAAAGCAGAGAAGUCACUCUUUGUAGCAGCUAAAGCUGCUCCUUUCUCAGAGGAUCUAGAAGAAGAAAUCAUUGAUGGCAAAGUGAUUUCAAGGACAAGCCACAGUGACUCCAGCCUUUAUACCAGAAGACAGGGUAAUAGGUCCUCGGAAAUGGAUCAUGUCAGCCAUGGCCGUUUGAGAUCUGACAUUGAAGAAAGAAGAAAUCGGUUACUAAUCAGGAAAGUGAGCAGCUUCGGAGAGGCCAUGCUGCAAGGACAUCCUGGUGCACACUCCGACUCACUUGUACAUUUUGCACAACAACAAGACUUGGUGUACUUCAUCCUCUUCCUCUGGUUGCUGGUUUACUGCCUCUUGCUCUUCCCGCAGCUUGAUAUAAAAAAACUUUGAUUUGUGUGUUUCAAUAAUAAAGAACAGAGACCUAAUUGUA